Molecule: messenger RNA, 894 nt
Organism: Protopolystoma xenopodis
Lineage: Eukaryota; Metazoa; Platyhelminthes; Monogenea; Polystomatidea; Polystomatidae
Source: the annotation of a GenBank genome assembly
AUGAUUGAGACCGGCAUGAGCAAGUCAGGCGAAGAUGAUGCACUUCGCGAAGCCUACCGCCGGAUUGACGAGCUGCGGCACACUCAUUAUGCCAGCGAUACAUCCGAGACCAACCAAUUUCCAUACCUAUUUGGUGAUGAUCCGUUGGCGAUGUCGUUGUCUUCCAAACCCCUUUACGAAGGGAUGCACACAUCCUCCUUAACAGCCCCAGCUUCCGGCUACUUACUCACCGACCGAGGCACGUUCGUGGGUGAUAACCAGCACAAUCGAGCCUCUGGUUCUGGCAAGCCUUCUCUCAACCCUGCCCCUGGGAACAAGGAAAAGAAUCUGGCAGCCGACAAAGCUUACGCCAAUAACAAGGUGCUUUCCGGUGACGAGGAUGGCCGCGCAAGAGCCGACAUUGAAGAACUCGCACCCGUUAGCAGCAAUCUGGUACCGACUUAUCAAUCCGAGCUGAACGGUCGCAAUCUGCGCUGCUACCGACGACAGUUGAUGGCCAGCCUCAGCCGACGCCUUGAGUUGCCGCUAAUUCUGCUCACGGAGCCUAGCGACUGUCCGUCCACGGAACUGGCCGGUCUGGCAAAUUGGUUUCCGGUGCCUGCAAUCAACGCAAACUACCGGUACCAUCCAGUCGACAGGCAGGGCGGUCCGAAGAAGCGACCGCUAAACGCACACUCGGGCAUGAAUUCAGGAUCCGGAUCCGGACCUGCAUUGACGUCUGAGUCGACAUCUGUCAGGAGGGUCAAGGCGAUCAACUCACACGGUCUCAUACUGUCUCUGGGCCCGAAUUCCGAGCUUUUGGGCGACCUUGUGCGUGACAUCAUCCGACCGAUGGAGGAGAGAUGGAGGAAAAUUGGAAUCCUUUAUGAAGAACCUUCGGGCGAGUUUUCCUAA